This is a messenger RNA of Aspergillus luchuensis, 2238 nucleotides long. RefSeq lists its product as uncharacterized. The record is from RefSeq and is a predicted model, not a curated record. Lineage: Eukaryota; Fungi; Ascomycota; Eurotiomycetes; Eurotiales; Aspergillaceae. The transcript has 3 exons. The coding region runs from base 1 to 2238 and encodes 745 amino acids.
AUGAACGACAUUCGGGAAAGGUCCACCUUCGCUCGAGGAAGACGAUCUGGAGAUCGGAAAGACAUCUUCAACCGCUUUUCUUGGGAUGAGCGAGCGGUUCAUGAGAGUGCGCACGGUACCCUCGCUGUUCCUGAAAGGAAUGCUCAUAUCUUCCGUGCGGAGCCCGCUCGCUCUGGAGAAGUAAUUGUCGUUCGUAAUGCUGCAGCGCAUAACAACGAUAAUGUGAUUCCUUCACCAGAUACCUUUCCUAGGGUACUACCAUUAUCACAGGAUGAACCACAAAAUAUUAAUUCUAACAUCUGGACUCCUUCAUCAACAAAAGACACGACCAUACAUUAUGAGAUGGAUAUUGUGGAGGACGUGGGAAGUUUACUAGAGGAAUUCUCACGACUAAAAAGACUAGGCAAUUUCCAGGAAGCGGAACAAUACUUUCAAGUUUCUCUAAGUGCUUUCAUGGACUUAUCGCCAGUCACAAUUGAGUUCGCAGACAUGCUAGUCGAACAGGGUUCAUAUAGGCGUUUACAUCGCGUUCUGUUGCAGCACCAACAGCAGGAGCUAAGUACCUCUGACGGCAUCUCAAGCCUGCAGGAGGGUAGCCCAGCCAAAUUCCUGUACCAAGCAAACUUGCACCUCUUACGGGAUUUCGCGUUCAUACAGUCCCACGGGUUUCUGGACGAGGCAUAUGGAACGGUCCGAUCCUUGGAGCGCCAAAUGCGUUCCUUAAGGCGACGAAGGAGAAAAGACCCGAAUCGUGACCUGGACUCGGCUGAAGUGCAGGUUGUCCGUUAUGCUCUCUUGAUUCUAUCGCAAGUUGAGCGAGAAACCGAUCUGAUCCCAGAACAUGAAUUUAAUUUUUGGUCUAAUUGGCACUAUUUGUACAGUGUUCUCGUGACUGAGGGGCGAAUAUGGGAUGUGCGAGACCUAAUGCUCGCUUCUAUCCAAGCGGAAGGUGCAGCAAAUACUUGGAACCUGAUAUUCGGAGCAGAACUUGGUUCUUCCAACGAGCCGUUCCGCAAGCUGAUGGACGACUGGUGUUUGCAUCGGUAUGAUGAGUCAACAUAUCUUGCCAUUCUGGAUAUUCUAGUAUCUCUGAGUCGCAGUUUGUCUUCAUGGUCUAUUUCGAUACCAGAAAGACAGGACCUGCUCACUGCUCAACGGUGCCUCCAAUAUGCCCAAGCCCUUGCAACAUGCCUCAAAGAGAACAACCCGCAGCUGGUAAAAUCUCGUCCAUACCUACAGUGGGUUCUUGCUGAAGCGGAAUUGGAGCGGAAACUUCUACUCAAUGCCUCAGAUCUGCGAGACCACCUUGACAAAUAUCCAGGCCUGACAAUAUGGAGGAAUUGUAUUCCCAUUUAUCUCCCAAUCAAGACGGAGAACCCAAAGUGGACGGCACACCUAGACGCGGGACGGAACUAUGAUCUUCUUGAAACCGUUCUUCAGACAGCACAGGACCUGCAUGACUACAGAACUGAGGUUUUAUGCCUGGGUGAGCUCAUUUAUCGCUCGGUACACACGAGCGAAAGGUUAGCUCGGCUUUCCGAUGUCCAGAAGACCAUCCAGGGGGAUCAUCUCGGCUAUCGGCAGACUUUUCUAUCGGGGUUUCUUCUUGCAGACUCUGAACAAGAUUGUAAACUUCUUUUAGAUGGCCUGAGGAAAAUCCGGGAAUCAAAACGAUCCUCGAAAUCUAUCUAUUCUCUGAGUGACUGGUGUGCGAUCGUCAUCGAACGGGCUGUUGCACAACGCGUUGCCGAAGAUCUAUCGCGUUCGGAUGAAGCUUUCCAAGACACUAAGGAGGGCUUCUCUACCUACCUCCCGCAGUACAUAAAAGAUCGGUUGGAGGCGCUCGGCCUGGAUAAGGUCUACCUAACGCCCUCAAGGACUGGAAAGCCACACGAUCCUGAAAUACGACAACGCAGUAUUACAGAUGUUCCUACAUCGAAACAGGAUACCCCACCCCCCGUUCCAUUUGAGAGUUUGAGUGACGAAGAACAUGGGCAAUCCAAGUCACUAUUCCCUCUGCAGCGACCAGGGCGCACGUACACAGGAUCUGGGGAAAGCGAUAGUGAUGAUGACGAGUAUACCACCGACAGCAGCUUCGACACAGCUAGAUCAGAUGAUGGUUGGUUGGAUGAUGAGCAGGGCCAUUCGACAUCGCUUGUUCGUAGGACUCAGCGAUUUGGACCAAUUUCUAGGAGUGCGACUGUUGAAGAUGUCAGUAGUAGCAUAUAUGAGGAAUGA